GUGCACCCCUCUCUGUUACCUCGCCCAUUCUGAUCACUUCCGCCGCUGGCUGCGAGUGCUUCUAUUUCUACAACUAUACAUACAGCUAUCUGAAAUUCACGAUAGUCCCUACUUACUACUACAUUACAUAGCCAUCAUGGCGGGGAAAAUGACUCUGUACAAGCUUGUGGUGUUGGGUGACGGAGGCGUAGGCAAAACCGCUUUGACAAUCCAGUUGUGUCUCAACCAUUUCGUGGAAACGUAUGACCCAACAAUUGAAGAUUCCUACCGCAAACAAGUCCAGAUCGAUGGUCAAUCGUGCAUGCUGGAAGUGCUCGAUACCGCUGGCCAAGAAGAAUACACUGCUCUCAGAGAUCAAUGGAUCAGAGAUGGUGAAGGCUUUGUGCUGGUAUAUAGUAUCUCCUCGAGGGCCUCUUUUGCUCGGAUCCAGAGAUUUCAUUCUCAGAUACAGCGAGUGAAGGAAUCAUCACUGUCCAGUUCGCCCACCUACCCCGGAUCUCCACUUAGUGCCACUGCCCCUGGUUCGAGCUCCUUUGGGCCAGCGCCUGUCAUGUUAGUUGGUAACAAAUGCGACCGUGUUACGGAAAGGGAGGUAUCAACACAAGAAGGCAGUGCCAUGGCUCGAGAUCUUGGUUGCGCUUUUGUUGAAGCCUCGGCCAAGAACUGCGUGAAUGUUGAAAAAGCAUUCUACGAUGUUGUUCGUCAGUUACGCAGCCAAAGACACACUAGCUCUGGACGUUCGGAUGGUUACAAAUCUCACAAGCCAAAGAGCCAUGGCCACGGAGGCAAGAAAAGCAAUUACGCAUCAGCAGACUCAUUCGGUGGCGACCGCUCCAGGAGAAGUAAGAGUAGCUCAAAAUGUGUUAUACUAUGAGCGGAAGGUGUGACGGCAUGCCGCGACACUCUGAACCCUCAACGCUCGCAGGACACACAUGCAACUCCCUCUCGUCUUGGCAUACUUUUACUAGAAAGACCAAGCCAAACUGGCGCUUACAGUAACCCGCGAAGUGCCUCAUACUCUCACCGGAUAUAUGGAUUCAGGUCUUACGAGCCUGUUUUCAUAU
Pseudovirgaria hyperparasitica is the source of this 1064-nucleotide messenger RNA. RefSeq names its product ras-domain-containing protein. Gene Ontology annotation, molecular function: GTP binding; GTPase activity; GDP binding. Bases 137 to 874 code for a protein of 245 amino acids. The record is from RefSeq and is a predicted model, not a curated record. Lineage: Eukaryota; Fungi; Ascomycota; Dothideomycetes; Acrospermales; Acrospermaceae. Gene Ontology annotation, cellular component: plasma membrane. Gene Ontology annotation, biological process: signal transduction. The transcript has 2 exons.